Messenger RNA from Corythoichthys intestinalis (scribbled pipefish), 1585 nucleotides. RefSeq names its product dynein light chain Tctex-type family member 5 (gene dynlt5). The record is from RefSeq and is a predicted model, not a curated record. Gene Ontology annotation, cellular component: cytoplasm; cytoplasmic dynein complex. Gene Ontology annotation, molecular function: dynein intermediate chain binding. The transcript is spliced from 4 exons. Gene Ontology annotation, biological process: microtubule-based movement. Bases 144 to 653 code for a protein of 169 amino acids. NCBI's taxonomy places the organism in Eukaryota, Metazoa, Chordata, Actinopteri, Syngnathiformes, Syngnathidae.
CGUUGCUAGGACAACGUAAACAUCGACGUUCUUGGAGGAACGAUUUUUAAAAAAGCCCAGCACCAAAAGGACCUGAAAAUACAAACGCCAAAAUGCUGAUUUGAAAUGUUGUUUUUUUUGGAAGAAAGUUUUGUUUUUUGAAGAUGUCUGAAGUGCAGAAAGACAAAGCUGCCCGAAAAGACAAGAAGACAAGCAGGGUGCCGUCAGAGGGAAGUCACGGAGUCAAAUACACGGCUGGCAAAAACAAGGACUCGUUAAGCAAUAUUUCCUGCUUAGAUGAGCAAGACGGCCUGGUUGUCACGCUUGAGAACACCUACCAGCUAGGACCUCGCAAACGCUUCCCCGCUCCUGCUGUGUUGGCAAUACUGAAGGAUGUACUCCCAAGUUACCUCGAAGACGAGAAAUAUGAAGUGGAGUGGUCACGGCAAAUGAGCAAAAACUUAUCUGAGGUGAUACGAGCCCGCGUGAAGGACCUCAUGAUCCGCAGGUACAAGAUAGUGGUCUUGGUUCACAUCGGCCAACUCGCAGGACAGAGCAUGCAGAUCAGCAGCCGUUGUUUGUGGGACCAGGCAACCGACACCUUUGCGUCGUGGUCCUUCAAGAACACCUCCCUGUAUGGCGUGGCCAGUGUUUAUGCUGUUUACUUUGAGUAAAGCCAUUUUUUUAAGGAUUAGAAGAUAUAAUUUCUAUAGAAAUUGCAUGAGGAUGUUUUGCUCUUUUUCACUUUCUGCAGAUUUUUAAUAACUUACUACUUACUACUACUCAUUUUGGGGCAUUGUCAUUGGCUGCCAUUGACAGUGCUGGACGUCCAAUCCAAAUUCAUUCAUUUCCACUCCCAUUCAACAAAAACAUUCAUUUCCACUCCCAUUCAACAAAAAUUGGAUGUUUAGCGUCGUCAGUGGCAGCCAAUGAGUGCCCAGAACGACUAAAACAAAAAUAUCAACAAUUUUUUUUUUUUUCUGGUUUUCAUAUUUUUCAGGGUAUGUGUCGGGUAAUAUUCAGUUUGUUGCGUACUGUAUAUGUAAUAACUCAUUGGCUGCCACUCAGUGGUGGAAUGUAACAAAGUAAAAGUACUUCGUUACUGUAUUAAGUACAUUUUUAUGUAUCUGUACUGUACUUGAGUAUAAACAUGAAGUGGUAUUUUUUUUACUUUAGCCUCAUUAGAUUUUACGGCACAUAUCUGUACUUUUAAAUCCAUUACGCUUCAAAUUGUCGACUGUAUCACACAAUACUUUUGUUUGUUGGCUUUUUUUCUCAUUUUAAAUUGAUAGUUUCGUUUUCAUGCCUCCGGCACAAUUGAUAAGCCCCGUGCAACUAUACCAUAAUUGAGGCAGCAACACGACUACAAGCAAGAUUAGACAGGUGAACAAGAUAUUGACCAAUACAAACCUACGGUGAGAGCAGCGCGCCUUCAGAUGGGUGCUGCACACUCUUGUACAGUAGGUGCCAGUAUGCACCUGAUAGUUGCUUGCAGUCCGCCAUUAAGCUAAAUUUGGGAUUUUUUAAACUUGUUCAGCUUCAGUUUAGAGUGCAGUCAAUUUUAUUGCUUUCUUUUUCCGUUUUGCAAAGUUUUGAAUAAACCUGA